Silurus meridionalis is the source of this 1492-nucleotide messenger RNA. Its product is annotated as porphobilinogen deaminase-like. The record is from RefSeq and is a predicted model, not a curated record. The transcript is spliced from 14 exons. Gene Ontology annotation, cellular component: cytoplasm. Gene Ontology annotation, biological process: heme biosynthetic process. Gene Ontology annotation, molecular function: hydroxymethylbilane synthase activity. NCBI's taxonomy places the organism in Eukaryota, Metazoa, Chordata, Actinopteri, Siluriformes, Siluridae. Bases 168 to 1256 code for a protein of 362 amino acids.
AAGGAAGAAGUACCAUCAGGAGGCGAUCAGAGUUUACUGUAACGCAGGUCUACUGCCGGCUGGGACACACACACACACACACACACCGCUGGGAAACUGGGCACUGAGGCGUGAACUUUCAGGUGAACUUAAUGGUUGUGUAGUGAAUAUCCGAAACCUCGGGAAAGAUGUCUGAAGCCAUCAACACUAAAACAAGCUCUCAGGAUGGAGACAGAAAAGCAAGCAGGGUCAUCCGCAUAGGGACAAGGAAAAGCCAGCUCGCUCGUAUUCAGACCGACAGCGUGGCGGAGAAGCUUAAAGAAUUGUACCCUGACGUGCACUUUGAAAUAGUGGCCAUGUCAACGAUAGGUGACAAAAUCCUUGACACAGCUCUAUCGAAGAUCGGUGAGAAGAGUCUCUUCACAAAGGAGUUAGAGAACGCUUUGGAACGAAACGAGGUUGACCUAGUCGUCCACUCUUUGAAGGACUUGCCCACAAGCCUUCCUGUGGGUUUCACUAUAGGAGCUGUCCUCAAGCGAGAGAACCCUUCAGAUGCGGUAGUUUUGCACCCCAAAAAUGUUGGGAAAUGUCUUGACUCCUUACCCAACAAGAGCAUUAUAGGCACAAGUUCCCUUCGCCGGGCUGCACAAUUGAAGAAGAGGUUCCCUCACCUGGAGUUUAAGGACAUUAGAGGAAAUCUCAACACUCGACUGAAGAAGCUGGACGAGAGCAAUGACUUUGCUGCUAUUAUUCUGGCUGCAGCAGGACUGAAAAGGAUGGGUUGGGAAAGGAGAAUCAACCAGAUCCUUUCUCCUGAUGAUUGCAUGUAUGCAGUUGGACAGGGAGCUCUGGCUGUGGAGGUGAGAGCUUGUGAUGAGGACAUCCUGGAGAUGGUGUCAGUGCUGCAUGAUCAGGACACAGUGCUGCGUUGUAUUGCUGAGAGAGCAUUCCUCAAGCGAUUGGAAGGAGGAUGCAGUGUUCCAGUUGCUGUUUUUACAGAAGUGAAGGCUUCUCAGUUGUAUCUGACAGGAGCAGUGUACAGUUUAGAUGGCUCAGAUAGCUUGAAGGAGACCAUGCAGACCAGUGUCGAGUUUGAGGACAAGGAACAGGAAAAGGUUGAUGAGAGAGUGCAGCGUGUAGGAGUUACAGCACUGAAGGUAUCCGGAGCAGCUCAGGAUGCGGCCGAGAAGCUCGGCGUGGACCUCGCUAAUCUGCUGCUCAGCAAAGGAGCCAAAGAGAUUCUAACUGUAGCCAGACAGCUAAACGAUGCACGGUAGAUUUCUGUGUUGUGAAUGCCAUAGCAUUCUUUAUUAUAGCUUUACAGUGGCAUGUUGUUAUUGGAAAAUUUUCAACACCGGGUUGCUAAUAGUAGCUCUUCUUCCUCACAUUCACAUUGUUAAUUAUUUUCCAAAAACACCAUGCCUGACAUGUUUUAUUACUCUUAUGCAACAGCAAUUUACCAAUGCUGAUCAUUUUAUAUAUAUUAAAGAGCACCACUUUUUAUUUCUCUGGA